AUGAGUGGCACUGCUAAGCCACAAGCUUCACCUGAAUGUUCUGUAGAAGCAUUGUGUGAUGGCACGAAGGAGACAGCGUUCAUAUACGCAGUGACGUCGGCGGGCCUUGUGCACUCGGUGACACGAUCGUGCAGCGCAGGAAACAUGACUGAGUGCUCCUGCGACAUGAACCUGCGGCACGGCGGCUCGGCCAGCGAGGGCUGGCACUGGGGUGGCUGCUCUGAUGAUAUCCACUAUGGAAUGUCAUUCAGCAGAAAGUUCCUGGAUGUGCCCAUUAAGAACAUAACGGGCAAGAGUGGAAGUGGACUGGCGGCAAUGAACCUGCACAACAACGAGGCUGGGAGGCAGGCUGUAGCAAAGCUGAUGUCAGUGGACUGCCGUUGUCACGGUGUUUCUGGGUCCUGUGCUGUGAAAACUUGUUGGAAAACAAUGUCCGCCUUUGAAAAGAUUGGCCAGUUUUUAAAAGACAAGUAUGAAAACAGCAUACAAAUAUCAGACAGACUGAAAAAAAAGCUACGGAGGAAAGAGAAAAGCCAACGAAAAAUACCGAUCGGGAAAGAAGACCUGCUAUAUGUGAACAAAUCGCCCAAUUACUGUGUUGAAGACCAAAAACUGGGGAUACCCGGGACCCAGGGAAGGGAAUGUAACCGUACCUCAGAAGGACCCAACGGAUGCAAUCUCCUCUGCUGUGGGCGUGGGUACAACACCCAUGUUGUCAGGCACGUGGAAAGGUGUGAAUGCAAGUUUGUCUGGUGCUGCUAUGUGCGCUGCCGGAGGUGUGAAACCAUGACCGAUGUACACACCUGCAAAUAAGAUUAAGUACAGAAAACACAGCCAAACCAUCCUGUUCUGUUUGGUACACACAACUGCCACACAGGCAGCAAUUAGUCUUACUGUGUGGGAUUGCAAGGGGAUCAGCAUCAGGGGGAAUGGGUAUUGCCAAACAAGGGCUAGUCUAAGCAUUUGGCAUAUGAAAGACAACUGAGUGAACAGCAGCCUGAACACAGAGCAGCUAAAACACCAAAAAAGGACUUCUGAUGACACAUUUGAAUAUGUAACUCCAUGAACAGGGACAGACACUAACCUUUCCAGUUCUUUAAUAGCCACAGCAUCCUGAAGAUCCAUGUGGUCAAGUAGGUACAGUGGUGAAAACUCAAGAUUGCAUUAGCCAGAGACUGAAGAGUUAAGAGGGCGUGUAAGACACGCUAGUUAUAAUCUUUAUGUCUGUAUUUUUAAAACUGGGGCUAGAUGGAUCCACUAGAUGGUUCAUUUCUGCAGCCUUUAGAGAAAAAAAAAAAAAAACAAAAAACCCAAAAAAACCCAUCAAAAAGAUAGGGGAAUAUUCUGCUGUUGACCGUGAGGCAUUUGCUUUGUAACCUUUCAGAAAGCUGUCUUCUGCAUAAUAUGCAGAAAAGUGUCUGGUACUGAGAAACAUGCACGAUUGCAGAUUGCUGGAUGCUGCCUGGGUGGAAGAGGAGAGCCCAGCAGUAUGGAGCAAGUUGUAUCCAGAGAAGAGGGGCUGGAGCACAGCUUGAACGUGAAUGGUGUACCAAAUAACAACCUCGGGGUUUUUUUUAUAGGUUGUCUUUCAAACGCACGAAGUACAGGUCUGAGGAGGGACAGAAAUACAGGUUGGUAUUUGAAGGAAAUAAAAUCCUUCACAGGUAUUUCCUCAGUAGCUGAACACACACUUGGCAAGUCAGCUGGUAGUCACCUCACUGUUGGACUGUAUGCAAUAACUUGCCAUGUUCAACCACCUUGCUGGUGGUUCACCAUCAUUUUCACAAUUAACCAUACAAGAUUCAGCCCAAAGAAAUCUGCCACACAGUGAAAGACUUUUUAAAGCACUGCUUUAUUUUAUAGAAGCAGCAUCUAGAACUUUUCAUUAGGUUGCAUCCUAAGCAAGUUCAAUGCACAAUGUAAUUUAUGGAUUGGCUCACACCACUAAAAUAUUUAAAAUGCUAUUGAUAAUAUUUUCUCCCCCUCCAUAUGUUGGCUCAAUUUUAUUUUACAACUGUGAAAAGUUGUUUAUUUUUAUGCAAUGAUUUAAUGCCUGGCUUAAAAAGCAUUUCUGUUGUUUAAAUGUGCAAAUACCUAUUUUUGAUAAGACAAGAAAGUUUAUAUUUUGUAAAUAUUUAAAUUAUGCAAGUUAUGUAAAACAUUUCCAAAACUAAUGUGAUAAGAUUACAGCCUUUGACAUUAGUUAGAUAUUUGUUACUACUGCAGUAGCCUUUAAUUGAUUUUUAUUUGCAUGUGCAGGGGGAAAUUAGUCAGAGAAUCACAUAAAUGUUCCUCUUUUUACCAUCAGGGUGGUUAUAAUUAUUGCAGUUAAUACGCACUGAUGAGAAACACUAUGAUUUUCUAAAUGAUCAAUUAAUUAGUAUUCUGUAUACUUUUAAAAAUUCUUUUAAAUCCAUUUUACAAACAGUGAAAUCCUGGCUCCAGUGGUUAAGUGCAGAACUUCCACCAACGUCAAGGGGACUUAAAAGGGUUUGCAAUCCCUUAACUUGUUCUACACUAACAAUCAGUUUUUAGAAAGAAAUAAUCUUAGACAGUUUGGUUGAGGCUUUCAAAGUUACUUUGAGGAAUUAAUUUCCUACUUGUCUAGUUAUUUUCCCAUGAAAGAUGGUGACCAGAUUCCCUGUCACUCUUUAUGGGAUGUGUAAGUCAGGAAGAAGCAAACAAAACCUUUUGUGUUGUGCCACUUCACUACCUUAUGAGAAGUAUCUUCAGCAACCAAGAAGUCCUUUAUUUGCUGGAUUUUUUUACCUUUCCUCCACAUUUGGCCAGUCUCUCUUCAUUGACCUAACCUGAUAAUUAUCCUCUGGGUACAAAAUCUGCUGUCAGUGGAAAGGGUGCUCAACAUGCAGGUUGCUGUCAUAGGAGUAUUCAACACCCUCCCUGUGAAAACUUGGAUGGGGAGGACGCAUCCUGGUGGAAGACCCUGAAGAGAGAGUUGUGAGCCCCAGGUUGUUCCAUCUUCUAGCAAUGAAUGUAAACCCAGAGGCUCCACAGGCCAUGCCACAGCACCUAUUGGCAGCAUGGGUGAGACAUGCUACUGGUCACUGUUGAUAUCAAGGUGUUGUAGAGGCCACCUCUUUCUCUUUCUGAAUUUGCCUUACUGCCCUACUACCAAGCUGCUGGCAGAAGUGCCUCUGUGCCCUACGUAAGAUUGCUCAUAGUGGUACCUCCACAGAGUUCAAUGUUGAGGUCACCACUGUUUUGUUGUAUGGGGCUCCAGCAGGAACCAGCAGCUGGGAGUUCAGUGUGGAGACCAAGAUCUUCUCUUCAAGCAGCCCCAAACCGUGUUUCAAAACUAUCUUAGCUUUUACCAGACCUAAAGGUUCUUCCAUGCCUGAUGUGUAAAGUAAGGAAACUCACUAAGAUGCUUCUUGGUAUACCUUAACUUCUGGCAGGGUAGGAAACAGGGAGAAAAUAUUCCUGAGCUCAUGGGCCUAAGGUCAGCUUCAGGGAUUUGUCCAGGAGAAAAAUCUCAGCAGACUGUUUCUGUGGGUUUGAAGAGGAAGGGCCCUCACAUCAGUAUUGCACAGCAACGUGGGGCAGUCAUGAUGCAGUCAGGGUGUCUUACCUGCUUGACUAGCUAGUAUUUGAAGCUUUGUUAUUUUUGAGAGGUU
Athene cunicularia (burrowing owl) is the source of this 3635-nucleotide messenger RNA. RefSeq names its product Wnt family member 16 (gene WNT16). The transcript is spliced from 3 exons. The record is from RefSeq and is a predicted model, not a curated record. Bases 1 to 813 code for a protein of 270 amino acids. Gene Ontology annotation, cellular component: extracellular region. Lineage: Eukaryota; Metazoa; Chordata; Aves; Strigiformes; Strigidae. Gene Ontology annotation, molecular function: cytokine activity; frizzled binding. Gene Ontology annotation, biological process: multicellular organism development; neuron differentiation; canonical Wnt signaling pathway.